Gadus morhua (Atlantic cod) is the source of this 2045-nucleotide messenger RNA. RefSeq names its product arfaptin-1. Gene Ontology annotation, biological process: intracellular protein transport; regulation of Arp2/3 complex-mediated actin nucleation. Gene Ontology annotation, molecular function: phospholipid binding; protein domain specific binding. The coding region runs from base 222 to 1175 and encodes 317 amino acids. The record is from RefSeq and is a predicted model, not a curated record. The transcript is spliced from 8 exons. Gene Ontology annotation, cellular component: trans-Golgi network membrane. NCBI's taxonomy places the organism in Eukaryota, Metazoa, Chordata, Actinopteri, Gadiformes, Gadidae.
CUACAUCCAGCGUUUGUCGUCACAUAUCCGGGAGGAUGGAUUUGUGAGUUUUCCUGAUUCUCCCUAGCUGAGUUGUUAUCAAAUACUCUAAACGCUGUGAUCGUAUCGUUGGCAGCUUCCACCAAAAUAUGCACAACGACAGUGACUUUAAAUAAUUUACAAAAGACCCGGCGCACUGAGAAGAGAAGAUACGUCGUUUCUUACUUGGAAGGGGGACAAACAUGGCUGGAGCCGAGUGCAGAGGAACAGUCAAGAACCUGCAGGACCAGGAAGGCAACAGGAACUGGAACCACAACCAAGGAGAUUUCAUUUCCUCUCAGAGCGGCCCAGGGCAGAAUGAAGCCCCGCCCACCUCACCGCAGGAAGCAGGAAGUCAACUGGUGGUCAUCCCCGGCAACAACAAAACCGCUGUCGGGGAAAAACUGGAGACAGUUCGCAAGUGGACCAUCACUACGUAUAUGUGCACUAGGCAGACUCUCUCAGAGAGGCUGGGGACUGGGUCUCGGACCGUGGACCUAGACCUGGAGCCCCAGCUGGAGGACCUGAGUGUUGACCAGCAGCGCUACAGUCACCUGACCAAGCUGGCAGACACCCUGGCCAAUCAAAUGGUUAAGUUUUCCGUGACUCAGAAGUCCCUGGGAGAUGCCCUCGCUGAACUCAGCGUGAAGUCACCCGCACUGCAUGUUGAGUUUGGCGUGAACGCCGACGUGCUGCACUUCCUGUCCAAGCGAGGAGAGGAGCAGGCGGCGGCCGUGGGCUCCUUCAGCGCAGAGAUCGACACCCUGGUGAGCAGAACCAUCGAGGACACCAUGGUGAACGUCAAACAGUACCACAGCCACAGGGUGGAGUACGAUGCAUACCGCUGUGACCUGGAGGAGCUCAACUUGGGCCCACGGGAUGUCACCUCUCGGGCCAAACUGGAGCAGGCGGAGAGAAACGUACAGGACCAGCGGAGGAGGUACCUCAAGAGCCGAGACGACCUGUCCACAAAACUACGUCUGCUGGAGGAGAACAAGGUGAAGGUUCUCCAGCGCCAGCUCUUGCUGCUCCAGGCUGCCGGGGCCUCCCACAACCUCUCCUGCCACCAGCACCUCCAGGACAAGCUGCAGGAGAGGAGCCAGCAGCUAGAUCCCUCCUCAGCCCUGAACCCCUUGUCCUGGCUGGAGACAAGCUGACACAACACACACUAAACCUGUGAUCAUCUAAUUGCACUUACCGAACUGACCCCUGUUACUGAGAACUGUUACACAAUUUAAAGUGUAUGAGUGACAAAGCCCAGAGCUGCCGUGUAUUGAAUAACUAACAGAUUUUUCAUGUUACUAUGACAACUGUCACCUGUUCCUCCUCCUACGUCUGCCUAGCAACCAGUCCUCUAAUGUACAUCUGCUGUAAUCUAGCAACUGGCCAUCUGCUGUAACCUAGCAACAAUCCCUCCACUGUAACCUAGCAACCACCCUUCUGCUGUAACCUAGCAGCAACCCUUCUGCUGUAACCUAGCAGCCACCCCACUAUUUUAACGUAGCAACCACCCCUCUCUGCUGUAACCUAGCAACCAGCCCUCUACGGUAAGCGACUCCUAGGCACAUGUUUAUCAGGUCUGUGCGUCUUCAGUAGCGGUAUCGGUCCGUCUGUCUUUCCUCUUUUUCUAAAGUAGUCGCUGUCCAGAUGUGUCUCUUCUAUGUCAUGAAGAUUGGACCAAAGCUCACUGAAAUGUGCCUUUCUAGCUAAUACCUUGACUUAACAUUGCCAGUUGUUCGGUUCUGUCGAGAAACUCUGUGUGAAGCACUCCCCCAUGUUGUCCAGGAGGGGGCACGGGGUUGAGGAGUUGUGGUCAGGAUGCAGCUGACCCCUCCCCCCCCCCCCCUUGGCCCUGUCGUAGAGAACAGCAUCAUGGAUGUGGAGUGUGUAUUCUACCUGCCCCAAUUGCCACGGCAACCCGAACAUAGUAGGAACCGAAAGGAGGACGGAUGAAAUGAGGGAACUAUACUCAAUGUAAAUAUUGACUGCCACGCCCAGUGCCUGUAAUUAAACAUUGAACCACUUGA